UCUGCUGGGGGGGGGGGUGAAGACUGGGAUGCUGUGAUCAGGGAGGCGGUCCAAGACUCUUUCAAGAAAUGGCCGAUCCCCAUAUAUGUCCUGCAAAGUGUAAAGCGUUACCACGAAAUAGGUUGUUUUAAAACACUUGAACAAGGAAUAAUAGUUUAAUUAGAGCUAUUAUAGGGACCCGGAAAAAGGUGGUACAGAUUUGGAGAUUCAGGAGAAAACUGUCUCUAAUGGAGUGGUUUGCAGAUGAGUAUAAGAAAUUCGGUUGUUGCUUGGGGAUUGCGACGAACAAUUCACCUGAAGGGUCACAGUUCUAGCAUGGGUUUGGUGGCAUUGGAGGAACUCUACGCUACAAGGUGAUAUCCAAUCAUAGAAUGGGUUUUCAGAUGAUGGCGAGUUAUCAGGGGAUAGUGGAUGAAAAUUCAGAGUUGAGAUUAUAUCUUUUGGUUUCUGAAGUUGGCAUUGUCACGUAUACUCGAUAUCCUCCAAAUUAUAUCUUUUGGUUUCUGAAGUUGAGAUUUAGAUCAUGCUUUCUGACAGACUUUGCUCAAGUAUUGUGCUUGUAGCUUUAAUUGAGACUGGUGAUAUUGUUUUUGUUGUACUGCGGUAUCUGGAGCCUCUUUCCGGAAUUGUAUGUUCUUGUUGUACAAUAGGCAGGGGUUUUCGUGCCAUACUGAUAGCAACAAACUUGUCUGCUGCGUACAUUUGGUGUCUCCUAGCUGCAAAUGAUUUUUCUCUGUUGAUUAGCAUAUGGGGUCAUAUUUUCAUUUCUCCAGACCAAGCACUGAUACAUAUAUAUACAGAUUGCAUGCUGAAUCUCUACGGAAGUGCUCGACUCUGGUGGCAAGGUCGGGCUCACUGUGAUGGAUGGGAACGGAACACUUUUUCGGCACUCUUAGUGGCCACACCCGAGCAGUGCUUCACAAAUUCAGUGUUGACUUGGCAAGGAAGCAUAACGGUGAGGUCAGUCAGCUUGUCAGUUUGGUCAUGUUGGGGAAGAGAAGUGCCAUAACUAUGCUUGAGUAAGACGGCUGAGCAUGCCACCAAAUAUUUCAUUAAUCCUCGAGACAGCCAGUCGAAUAUUUCUGGUCCUAUACUCGCCGGGUCAGCAGACGUUAAGACUAAGCUCAGUCAGUGGGACAGGUUUGAAGGUACUGGGUGGCUCUGAUGGCGGUGAGAGUGGAUGCAGUCAGGCAAUUGAGCUCCUUGGGGAUGUGAAGUUCAUCUAGUGAAGAAGUUGUCUGGGGAGUUCUCGGAGGAAGUGAGUCAGGAUAGCGGGAAGUAUGUUUUCGGAGUGGUUGACACGCUAAUGGUGUUCGAAAUGGGUGCUGUGGAGACUCUUAUAGUGUGGGAGAGCUUGGAUAUCACCAUACGUGUCCUGAAAAGCGUUACCACAAAAGAGGUUGUUAUAAAAAACUUGAACAAGGAACAAGAGGUUAAUUAGAGCAACUUCAGGGACCCGGAAAAUGGUGGUGCAAAUUUGGAGGUUCAGUAGAAAAAUGUCUCUACUCGAGUGGUUUGCCAAUGAGUAUAAGAAGUUUGGUUGUUGCUUGGAACUCGUGACAAACAAUUCACAAGAAGGGUGACAGUUAUGCUUUGGGUUUGGUGGCAUUGGAGGAAUUCUGCACUACAAGCAAUGAUUUCGGAGAUGAUGGUGACUAUUCCGACGAUAGAGGUGAAGUGGAUGAAGACUGGGAGUGGGGCCAUUAAUGCCAACCUCAAGUAUACCAGUGCAGGUUGAUCGAGGAAAGGCCUGCACUGGUGCCCGUUCUCUUGGGGGUACCGUGACAGCUCUUGUUAGGAGGAAUUGCUCUAUGGAAACGGGAAGUCAUCUAAAUUGAAAUACGUCCACAUGGCUUUAGUAAAGGCCAAACAAAAAUAAAAAAAACCAGGCCGCAUCAUAGCAGGCCAAAAUAUUUACAAUCCAUCCAAUUUUUCAAUGCUCAAGGCCGUGAAAACGGGCCUAAUCAAGCUCAAACAAACCUUCCAGAAGAUUCCUCCCAGGCUCUGAUUGCAGCCUGUUCAGACUCUUCAACCCUGGCCUUCUGCUCCUCCAAGUUGGAAUCUUUCAGACUCUUAAGUUUGGCGUGGAGUGGCUCUAACUCGGCCCUCACAAGCCCAGAACUACGGAACAAGAUGGCAAUCCAAGCGGUGCAGUGCGUCAGAGGUGCAAGAAGCAAAGAACACAGGUUCUUGCGCUUUGAAAGUUUCAGCGGUGAAGGCACACUACCUAAGGCAGAAGCAUCUGCGACUACAAGGUGAUAUCCGAUCAUUGAAUGGGUUUUCAGAUAACGGUGAGUUAUCAGGGGAUAGUGGAUGAAUAUUCAGAGUGGCCAUUAAUGCCAACCUCAAGUAUACUAGUGCAGGUGGAUGGGGGCAAGGCCUGCACUGAUGCACGCGUUGUCGGGGGUACCAUGACAGCUCUUGUUAGAACAAAUUGCUCUCACAAACCUGAAACUACUGAACAAGAUGGCAAUCUAUGUGGCACAUCUUAGAUGCAGAAAAAGAGUCUUUGAAGUCUCUUGUGACUUGUGAGGACCUUGCAGACGAGACACGAGCCCACGAAACAUCUGCGACUACUCCUUGGCAUGGAGUCAACCAUGCUAGCUGUUGAAGGCGUGGCUGCUGUGAUCAGGGAGGCAUGGCCAAGGCUCCUUCCAGAAUGGUCGGUCCCUCUCAAGGGGCUGAGUCUCCAUGUAAAGAAUUGCAUGCUGAAUCUCUACGGAAGUGCUCGACUCUGGUUUCAAGAUCGGGCUCACUGUGAUGGAUGGGAACGGAACACUUUUUCGGUACUCUUAGUGGCCACACCCAAGCAGUGCUUCACAAAUUCAGUGUUGACUUGGCAAGGAAGCAUAACGGUGAGGUCAGUCAGCUUGUCGUUUUGGUCAUGUUGGGGAAGAGAAGUGCCAUAACUAUGCUUGAGUAAGACGGCUGAGCAUGCCACCAAAUAUUUCAUUAAGCCUCGGGACAGUCAGUCGAAUAUUUCUGGUCCUAUACUCGCCGGGUCAGCAGACGUUAAGACUAAGCUCAGUCAGUGGGACAUGUUUGAAGGUAGUGGGUGGCUCUUAUGGCGGUGAGAGUGGAUGCAGUCAGGCAAUUGAGCUCCUUGGGGAUGUGAAGUUCAUCUAGGAGAAGAAGUUGGCUGGGGAGUUCUCGGAGGAUGUGAGUCAGGAUAGCGGGAAGUAUGUUUUCGGGGUGGUUGACACGCUAAUGGUGUUGGAAAUGGGUGCUGUGGAGACUCUUAUAGUGUGGGAGAGCUUGGAUAUCACCAUACGUGUCCUGAAAAGCGUUACCACAAAAGAGGUUGUUAUAAAAAACUUGAACAAGGAACAAGAGGUUAAUUAGAGCAACUUCAGGGACCCGGAAAAUGGUGGUGCAAAUUUGGAGGUUCAGUAGAAAAAUGUCUCUACUCGAGUGGUUUGCCGAUGAGUAUAAGAAGUUAAAUUUUUGGUGUGAUGUCAGGCAGAAGCAUCUGCGACUACAAGUCUUCCUCGUCAUGGUGUCAACCAUGUUGUCUUUGUAGGUACGGUUGUGUGCUAUUGGGAUGUCACCCGCUGCCCUAGGGACUUCUUGGACAUCCUGUACUCCGUGAAUGGCAGAGGUUGAUUGCAAACACAUUAGAUGCAGAAAAAGAGUCUUUGAAGUCUCUUCCUGCCUUAGCCUCAAGUGUUCUAGUGGCGAAUUGACUUGAAUAUGACCAUAGGUUUGUGCUGUGAGGUGCUAGUUUCUUUGGCCUUUUAUUUCUUUGUAGGAGUAUAUAUUUUCAUCUUUGGAAACUAAGGUCAUAGUGUCCUCUCUGCUCAGCAGCUAGCACACUCGGCCCAUUUUGUUUUUCAU
Cuscuta campestris is the source of this 3834-nucleotide messenger RNA. NCBI's taxonomy places the organism in Eukaryota, Viridiplantae, Streptophyta, Magnoliopsida, Solanales, Convolvulaceae. The record is from the annotation of a GenBank genome assembly.